Sitophilus oryzae (rice weevil) is the source of this 2409-nucleotide messenger RNA. RefSeq names its product voltage-dependent calcium channel gamma-8 subunit-like. The transcript has 6 exons. NCBI's taxonomy places the organism in Eukaryota, Metazoa, Arthropoda, Insecta, Coleoptera, Curculionidae. Gene Ontology annotation, molecular function: voltage-gated calcium channel activity; channel regulator activity. Gene Ontology annotation, cellular component: postsynaptic density membrane; AMPA glutamate receptor complex. Bases 1 to 1125 code for a protein of 374 amino acids. Gene Ontology annotation, biological process: positive regulation of synaptic transmission, glutamatergic; postsynaptic neurotransmitter receptor diffusion trapping; regulation of AMPA receptor activity. The record is from RefSeq and is a predicted model, not a curated record.
AUGGAACUUCCGUUGGGAUAUGGGAAGCCAGGUUCAAGAAAGAGUAGCCUCGGUCAAUCUCGCAUAUUGCUCGAUGAAGCUGGGGAAACACACUUCUACUGCAGGAGAAUUGACUAUUUUGCUCAAGACUACAGUCCCGAUCCACAAGACUCAACAUUAGUUAUCCCAUAUGUCGUCUCAAAAUCGGCGAUAUUUUUUUUAUUGGCGAGCUGUCUAAUGUUAGCAGCUUUUGUAUGCUGCUUAUUAGGGCAAUGCGUGCGAUAUAGAGGAAUUUAUACGUUUGUUUCAGGAUUAUUAUUUAUUUUUACAGGUUUAUUAAUGCUACUAGGACUAAUUGUGUAUAUAUCAGUGUUCAAAGCAGAGGUUGGCAUCAAGUUGAGACCUCAGUCGCAAAUCAGCCCUCCCUUAUUUGAAUACCAAUAUGGUUAUUCAUUUUUACUGUACAUAAUAGGAUUAUUUUCCACGAAAAUAUCUGGUAUUGGCUGUGUUUUUCUGUUUAUGUACAGAGUGCAAUAUCAUUGGAAACGGAAAGAAUAUGAUGAACUAAAGAAAGGGAAUACUCCACCAUCGAUAGUUAGUUUGAACAGGAUAUUGGAGCCUCCGGUUUCCAUGGAUUAUCCUUGUAGGAAACAUCCUUAUUAUUAUAUUAAUUCUAACAGUACGGUUACGUUUCCCAGGAGUCCUGCGAGAAACAGAUAUCCAGUAUCACCGAAAGGGCAAUCCCACGAAUCGCCUUGCUCUUUGCACCGUUCCCGCUUCCACCAGUCCACACCCUCCCUCAAGGACGUGGCCACCUCCUUCUACGACUUCCCCCCGCCGCCCACGAUAUCCUACCAGUUCGACGAGCACUACCAGAGCCGCGUGGAGCGAGGCAUGCCCCGCGACGUCACCGUCAACACCAUGAACACCGUAUCCACGACGGCGGACGUCAACGUGGACGAGCUACCCGAGCCGUUCUUCGGCGACUACUCGCCCAGCGUCCAGCACGAGUUCGUGACGUUCGACCUGGACCAGCCGCUGCCUAUCCGGGCUCAGAGCAUCGUGAGCAUCAGCUCGAGAGGCGGAGGAUCGUCGUCGAGGAAGAACUACGAAAGUGAUCCGAUGCGAAGGACUACGCCGGUGUAGGGAAGGGUAUUUUUUGAAGGAUAACGGAUUUGUUGAUAUUUUUUGUUUUGUAAUUGAACUUGUAAUAGAGCUGAAAUUUUACUAACUGAACGCUUUUAUGACUUUGAUUUACUAAAUGAUAACAAUUUAGAACUUUUUGUGUUAUUUAGAACAUUCCUGGUAGCAGGAGUCCAACAUAAUCAUCAUACAAGAUAAUUUUAACAGACAUAGUAAAAUUCCUAUUGGCUUCGAUAUAGAUAAUUACACUUCUAGUCAAAGCUAACCAACAGCAUGCGUCCUCUUCUGAUGCUUAGGUUACAUUCUUCAAUCCUAUCCUGUUAAUAAAAAAGUCUAGCAAUUUGGAGACUGAAACCUUCAUAUAGAUAUUUGUCAAAUGGUUAUCAUUACCUAGUACAAAAAACCUCACAUUUGCCAGGCUUUUGGCAAUGUGUUCUGUCGUUUCUCCUUCAGAUUUACAAAAUCCACAUAUUUGGAGUGGUCUGAAUUAAAAUGAAUUAAGUCCAGUUUUUUUUUACAAAUACAUAGAUAUCUGACAUGUUGAUUUGAAUAAAACUGCACGAGGAAGAAAAAUCUUAUCAUUUUAUAUAGAGGUAACGUAACACACUCUAAAAGGCAACACAUGGAAGAUCUUCCUUUUAUCCCGCCUAUAUACCAUAAUUUUUAUAAAAAUCGAAGAAAAGACUAUUAAGAUACAAUGUGAAGUCAACAAAUCGCUUAAUGACGAAGAAGAAUGUACCAAUGAAGCAAUGUAUAUCUAGAAUUUCAAAUAUUUUCAGGGAUAAAAUGGUUCCAGUCUAAAAAAGUAUAAACAAACAUUCUUAAAAAUGGCCACAGUUGUAUUUUGAGUUAUUUUAGUUAGUUAAUUAAGUAACAUUAAAAAAAUUUAACUCUCGUUUUCCCUUUAAUUAUCUCCUAGGACUUGACCAACUUCACUUCUGAACCCCUCUCAUAUGGCUUCGACCGUAAAUCCCAUGAGCUUCGGAUAUCUAUUACUUACUACACUUUAGUGUGUUUACUCAAAUUAUUAAUUUAUAUUUUUGAAGGUGUAUUUUUUGGAAUUAUGAUCCGUAACAAAAAUAUUUAAAAAAAUAAAUCAAACGCAUUCAGCCAUGUUUACAAAGAGUACACCUACAAAAAAUAUCUAUUAUCCAAAGCAUGCCAUUACCACGGCACAUAAAACAAUCGGCACGCCAACUCUGCUCAGAUUCCUUUGUUUAAAAUUUCUAUAAAAUUUGACCUUGACGGAGCCAUUAUCGUUUCCUAGUCAGGGCCGGAUUAAAACGU